Drosophila serrata is the source of this 2378-nucleotide messenger RNA. RefSeq names its product nose resistant to fluoxetine protein 6. The record is from RefSeq and is a predicted model, not a curated record. Gene Ontology annotation, molecular function: acyltransferase activity, transferring groups other than amino-acyl groups. Lineage: Eukaryota; Metazoa; Arthropoda; Insecta; Diptera; Drosophilidae.
GCAAAUAGUUGUUCUUUAAGUUCUGAGCUCUACACUCGAAAGAUGCUCCUCCAUUCUCCUCCUCAAUUUGGGACUCUGCUCACAAUUUUGUUCUCUGUGGCGUAUGGGGAUUUUUUACCAGGCUCCUUUAAUUUGUCCCUGUACAGACAGAUGCCCGCUCUGUAUCAGCUGGAUGACUACGAUCUCUGUCUGGACAACACCUCUGGCAGCUACUGUUUGGCUUAUGUGGAGAUUGAGCCCAAUGUGAGCUCCACUUUGUGGCACCUUAUCGAUUCAGUGUCGCGUGACUCAAAGCACCGUUUCCGCCACGAUGUUGUCUUCCGGGGCGUGUGUCUGGAGCGCUGUAUACGCUCUCUCAACGACACUUCUGCUGGAGCUCUAAAGCGAUACGAAGGAAGAGGUGUCCAGGACGAACAGUUGAGCACAUACUUCAUGCAGGUGCACCGGCGAGCUUCAGACGCAGAUGACCGUCGCCUUUAUAGUGAACUCGUCAACAAUUGCCUAAAUCUCGAAUUUAGUCAAAAGUUUUCCCUCCAAGUCAGCAGCCAGAUCGAGUAUUGUGUAUCAGCGGAUGAUCACUUGGAGCUGGAUGCUCUUGAUCUGACUGCUUACACUGUCGGGUUUAUCAUCGUCUUGCUAACGUUGUGCUCAUCCAUUUAUGAUUAUUGUUUAAGUAAUCGCGACCCCUGCCAGCUAGCAGAAAAUUUCUAUAGGAAGCAUUUAAAGACUCGCAAACAGCAGUUUCUUACAUCAUUUUCACUUCCUCGGAAUUACUACCGACUGGCCAAGCCGCAUAACACAGAUUUCGCAAAUGAUUUAAGUUUUUUCGACGGUUUCCGUAUAAUUGGGGUUUUCAUCGUUAUCCUGGGCCACGUUCUAAUGGUUUUCAUGACUACCGCGAUUGAGAAUCCCGAGUACUACGAGCAGUUCAUUUACUCGUUUUGGUCAUCAAUUACUCAAAACGGCCACGUGGCCAUCCAAAUAUUUUUCGUAAUGAGCGGCUUCCUACUUUACGUGGAUUUCACUGAACGCCAGCUCGUCAGCCCGAAGUCAGACACUCUACAGUGCAUCGCGGUAUACUUUCGCUUGUUCUUUUACAGAUACUUUAGACUCAUCCCGUCAGUUCUCGCCCUGAUCCUGUUCAACGGUACAGUUUUGGUUCGCCUGCAGGACGGGCCGUUUUGGCGGCACGUGACCGAACCCGAGCGGGUGUUUUGCCGGACCAAUUGGUGGAAGAACGUCUUCUUUGUGACCAACCACAUGAUGGAGUACAGUUGCUCCCACCAGACCUGGUAUUUGGGGGCAGAUAUGCAGCUGUUCGAGCUAUUCCUGAUCGUGAUAAUCAUUAGCAAAAAACACCCGAGGCUGGUCAAACCCAUCUACAUAACACUGAUGGCACUUGCAGUAGCCGUUCCCGCCAUUUUGACCUACGCUCUCAAGUUGGAUGCUGUCUACCAUACUACUCCGGAGACCUACCGCUUCUUGUUCUUCCGGCACUCUGACACCUUUUACCAGAUUUACCCGACCUUCUACGCGAAUCUUAGUGGAUACCUAUUUGGUUUCAUAUGUGGUCACCUCUACCUAAGCCAGCGUUCCAAGGCGACCAUUCUUCGGGGACAACUGAAGUAUAAGCUGGCCAUGUGGCUGCUGAUAUCAGCAGGGCUGGUAAUACUCUCCUCUGGAUAUAUAUUUAUUUACUUCGACUUCGCCAAGCCUUCGAUCUGGCUGGCCGUAUAUGCAGGACUCUACAAAAACCUGUGGGUGCUAAUCUGCGCAGGUUUCGUUUUUCUCAUGUCCUGUAAGAUGGGAGGAAUUGCAUACAGAUUCUGUACUUUGCCUGUGUUCCGACCGCUGGCAAGGACCUCCUUUCAAGCUUAUCUGUGGCACGUUGUAGUCCUGCGCGUGGUUACAGGAUACUUCAGGCAGCCGAGCCAUGUGUCCACCGUAUUCUUGAUUUGCUGCGUGAUAAGCGCGUUUGUUGUGUCGCUAUUUGUUGCGUUUUUAAUGGCCCUGCUGCUGGAAUAUCCUCUCGGAGAGGUUCUGCGCUGCCUGUUGAAACCCCGUACAAGCAAAAAUGAGAUCAAAACAGAAAUUCAAAUGGCGAGCGCCCAGUCAGCUGCUUAGAGUGACCGUAAUUCGGCGGCAGGGUUGAAGGGCUAAAACGCGUUAAGACAUUCACACGGAACCGGCAACACUAAGAUUUAAGGCAUUCACAGUAAACAUCCAGAAUUGUGGCGGCACUAUUUGAAAUUCACACAUUUAUUUUAAAAGUAUAUUAAAAUUAAGUUUUCCCAGAUGAUUUAUGUGAUUGGUCAAUAGUUGACUUAAGUAAAUUGGAAGUACUUAGGAAAAAUAAAUAAAUGGAGACUAAUUAGGAA